Molecule: messenger RNA, 1108 nt
Organism: Neomonachus schauinslandi (Hawaiian monk seal)
Lineage: Eukaryota; Metazoa; Chordata; Mammalia; Carnivora; Phocidae
Gene: VMA21
Product: vacuolar ATPase assembly factor VMA21
Exons: 3
Coding region: 119-424 (101 amino acids)
Biological process (GO): vacuolar proton-transporting V-type ATPase complex assembly
Cellular component (GO): endoplasmic reticulum membrane
Source: RefSeq, a predicted model, not a curated record
CCGGCAUUGGCCGGUACUUCCGGCGCGGCACGCCUCUACCGGUCGCCUGCAGAGCGGACGGAGUGCGGUACGCGAGCCCAGCCCGCCUCCCAGCACUUGCUGCGGGCGCGGCUACACUAUGGAGCGCCUUGAUAAAGCGGCGCUGAAUGCGCUGCAGCCGCCCGACUUCAGAAAUGAAAGUUCAUUAGCAUCUACCCUGAAGACGCUCCUGUUCUUCACAGCUCUAAUGAUCACUGUACCUAUUGGGUUAUAUUUCACGACUAAAUCUUAUGUUUUUGAAGGCGCCUUUGGAAUGUCCAAUAGGGACAGCUAUUUUUACGCUGCUAUUGUUGCGGUGGUCGCCGUCCACGUGGUGUUGGCCCUCUUUGUUUAUGUGGCCUGGAAUGAAGGCUCACGACAGUGGCGUGAAGGCAAACAGGAUUAAAUUGAACAUCACCUUUUGAUAGCAUUAAAUUGAUUUUUAAAAAUGGUAAAUGUGUCUGGGAUAUUGAUGAUUUCAAUAAAGUUGAGAACAUGUUAAAAUCAAUCUGAAGGAGUCACAUUUGACUAGUGUAAAUUUUGAUCCUUCUAAUACAAUGAUUUGUAUCAUCAGUUUUAACUGUAUGAGCCUCUCAUUUGCAAAUGAGCAUUUGGAAAAGUUAAGUUGGUCACAAAUAAGUAUGUUAACUUAGUUACACAUUCUGGGAAGAAUUUGAUUGGCUCAUAACCAAAAAUGUUUUACAGCAUUUUGUCUUUUGCUUGGUUUUAAGGUUUACUUGUCUGGAUAUGUUAAGAUGUACACAGUGAAGGAAAUCUAAACUGUUUUUCACUGGAACGCUUUCCUUACUAUCAUAUGAAAGUCCUGGGUCAUUGGGUUUUAGGUUGUAAAUUCCUGUGCAAAAUUGCUUGAAUUAUGGAUUUUGGACUUCAUCUAAAUGUCACUGAGAGAUUUUGCGUAAAGUGUAAUCCCUAGUCAAUAGGAAUCUUUUUCAUUACAUUAUUUCAUGGGAAGACUAGGCUGAAUCACACCCAUUCGUGUAAAAAGACUGGUUUAUUGAAGGAUCUAGGUAGCAAAGCAAAGAGGUAGCUACCUGGGCACUCAGCCUUUGCAGGCUACCCUGUGCUUUUA